AUGUCUCCUAGACCGCCAACAUGUCUUCAUCCCUUGAUUGCUCGUCUACCCCCUCAAAUUCGCUUCCUGCCCUACCCCGCAGUUAGGAUCAUAUCCAUUUUGAUUUUCAUCAAUAUCAUUAUUUGGGUGGCAGUGGCUAUUGUUUUACGUUCCCAUCCACUUCUAUCUUCAUCUGCUGUACUUUCAUAUACAUUUGGUUUGAGACAUGCUCUUGAUGCCGACCACAUAUCCGCCAUCGAUCUGAUGACCCGUCGUCUCAUCGCUUCCGGCUCUCCUCAUACAUCUCAGCCAGUGACAGUUGGUACUUGGUUCUCGCUAGGCCACUCCACUAUCGUAAUUAUAACCUGUAUCGUCGUUGCAGCCACUUCUGGCGCUCUUGAGUCACGCUUCAAUACUUUUAGUAAUAUAGGUGGAAUCAUCGGCACCGGUGUAUCUGCUGGUGUACUCAUUAUACUUGGAAUUGGAAAUGCAUGGAUUUUAUGGAAAUUGGUGGUUAAAUUACGAGCAGUUCUGAGGGAAGAAGUUGAUGGAGAUGGAGGUGAGACGGGAUUGGGUUUUGAUGGCGGAGGAAUUAUGAUGAGAGUUCUUCGAAGAGUUUUCAAAGUAAUUGAUCGUCCAUGGAAAAUGUACCCUCUGGGAGUAUUGUUCGGACUGGGUUUUGAUACCAGUAGUGAGAUUGCAGUUCUGGGAAUUGCAUCUGUUGAGGGUGCUAAAGGAACCAAUAUUUGGCUGAUAUUGAUAUUUCCUGUUUUGUUUACUGCUGGCAUGUGUCUAAUCGACACCACCGACGGCGCACUAAUGAUGACGCUCUACACAUCCACAUCUCUCGCCCGCGACACAAUAGCUAUUCUCUACUACUCAAUUGUCCUAACAGGUAUUACAGUCCUCGUGGCUAUUUGUAUUGGAGUCAUCCAAUUACUCUCCUUAAUAGCGAAUUUCUCAACAGGACCUUUCUGGGAUGGAGUUAAUGCUGCAGGUGAUCACUUCGAUGUUAUUGGGGGAGGUAUCUGUGGAGCUUUUGUAGUUUUUGGAGGCGCAAGUGUAUUACUCUAUGGGCCAUGGAGAAGAUGGGUUGAGCAGGGGAGAGUUGGAAGAAGAGAUGUAGGAAAUGGAGAGACAGAGGUGGAAUUGGGAGAUUUGAGUAAGGAGGUUGAAACAAGAGUUGGAGAUGAGAAGGAUGUUGCGAGAAUCACAGAUAAAGCUGUUGAGGUAAAGUAG
This is a messenger RNA of Botrytis byssoidea, 1218 nucleotides long. RefSeq lists its product as uncharacterized. Gene Ontology annotation, molecular function: nickel cation transmembrane transporter activity. The record is from RefSeq and is a predicted model, not a curated record. NCBI's taxonomy places the organism in Eukaryota, Fungi, Ascomycota, Leotiomycetes, Helotiales, Sclerotiniaceae. Gene Ontology annotation, cellular component: plasma membrane. Gene Ontology annotation, biological process: nickel cation transmembrane transport. Bases 1 to 1218 code for a protein of 405 amino acids. The transcript is spliced from 3 exons.